This is a messenger RNA of Colletotrichum truncatum, 684 nucleotides long. Its product is annotated as extracellular serine-rich protein. The record is from RefSeq and is a predicted model, not a curated record. Lineage: Eukaryota; Fungi; Ascomycota; Sordariomycetes; Glomerellales; Glomerellaceae.
AUGCACGCUCAAACCCUUCUCGCUCUCCUCCCCGCCGCCGUCAUGGCACAGUACGGCUACGGCAACCAGGCCGAGAAGGCCUCCAGCGCCAGCGCCGCAGCAGCAACUUCCUCUGUCUCGGGCGUCCACGUCGUCAAGGUCGGUGACGGCGGCCUGACCUUCGAGCCCAGCGAGAUCAAGGCGGCCGUCGGCGAGGUCGUCGAGUUCCACUUCUACCCCCGCGCCCACUCCGUCGCCCAGUCCACCUUUGACAAGCCCUGCGAGCCUCUGGUCAACGGCACGACCACCGGCUUCUUCAGCGGUCCCGUCGCCGUCUCCUCCGGCGUCGGCGCCGAGGUCUUCAGCGUCACCGUCCAGGACACCAACCCCAAGUGGUUCUACUGCGCCACCGGCCAGCACUGCCAGGGCGGCAUGGUCGGCGUCAUCAACGCCCCCGCCAACGGCCAGCGCACCAUCAAGGCCUACGCCGAGGCCGCCGCAAAGGCCCAGCAGAACGUCGCUCCCGCCUCCACCGGCGGCGGCACCCUCGGACCCGCCGCUACCGGCAGCCCCAGCUCCUCCGCGCCCUCUUCUUCCUCUACCUCGCAGCCUAGCGCCGGUAUGGAGGCCCGCGGCGACGUCCGCUGGGGUCUUCUCAGCAUCGGCAUGGCUGUUGCCGGUGUUGUUGGCGGUCUCCUCGUUUAA